Empidonax traillii (willow flycatcher) is the source of this 729-nucleotide messenger RNA. It is a transcript of the gene DSN1, whose product is annotated as DSN1 homolog, MIS12 kinetochore complex component. Gene Ontology annotation, biological process: cell division; mitotic sister chromatid segregation. The record is from RefSeq and is a predicted model, not a curated record. The annotation marks the transcript as partial. Gene Ontology annotation, cellular component: MIS12/MIND type complex. Lineage: Eukaryota; Metazoa; Chordata; Aves; Passeriformes; Tyrannidae. The transcript has 7 exons.
AUCCCCAGCCUGGAGCGAAGGAGGAGGCGGGUGCUGAGCCCUUCCUGAAACCACCGGCCGCCAGAACCCCUGGAUCAUCAUCAUCCCUCCGGAAAAGACGCCUGGGCACCCCCAAGCCGAGGCUGAGCCCCUUGAGGAGCAGCCCCCGGAGAAGGGGGAGCAGCCCCAGGCAGGAGCAGAGCCCGAAUUCCUUCGGCCUGUCCCCCCUCGUGGCCACCCCCCAGGGCAAACGGCGCUCCUGGCGCCGCUCCAGCCUCAAGGGCGGCAAGCGCCGCAAAUCCCUGCCCCCCGUCCACGGGGACGUCGCUGAGCUAAGCAAAUCCAUCAGCCUGGACCUGCCUGAGACUGAGCGCCUCUCCACGCUGAUCCUCUCCUGUUUCCAGUUCACUGCCCAGAAGCUCGAGCAGGCCCUGAAGCGCAGGAAGGGAUUCAACCCCCAGGCUUUCGCUGCCAAGGUGCAGUCGGUGUCGGCGGAGCUGGAGCGGUUGGUGCAGAGGCUGAGCCGGGAUGGGACGCUCCGGGACUGCGUGGAGGAUCCCAAAGGGGAUUCCCUGGACGAGGCUCUGAGCGAAUCCGUGGCCCAGGUGAAGCGGCACAUGGCCAGGUUCUCAGCCGAGCGCCAGGCCUGGGAUCAGCUCCUGCAGCAACACCUGGACAGCGCCCAGGAGGCCACCAGGCUCCUGGAGACCCUCCUUGUCACCCCCCCAGACACCAAACCCCCUGAUCUGG